CAAUUUACUAUUUUGGCCCUUUUUAUGACCCCUGUACUUUCUGAAUUUCGUCACUUCAAUUUUCUCUUGAAUUGCUUCUAAAAUGCAGUUUAUGGAGUUCAGCCAUCAUAUUGUUUGUCUUAAUGAUGAUUCUUGUUGAUCUCAUGGGUGUAAUGGCAAUUCUAGAUAUUCAACUCAAUGCAGUCUCUGUUGUUAACCUGAUAAUGUCUAUCGGGAUUGCUGUUGAGUUUUGUGUGCACAUAUUGCAUGCAUUCUUGGUAAGUGAUGGGGAUAGGAGUCAACGGGUAAAUGAAGCUCUGAGCACCAUGGGAGCUUCAGUGUUCAGUGGAAUUACACUCACAAAGCUUGUUGGGGUGAUCGUGCUUUGCUUUGCGAGAUCAGAGAUUUUUGUGGUUUAUUACUUUCAAAUGUACCUGGCAUUGGUCAUUAUUGGUUUCUUGCAUGGACUUGUGUUCUUACCUGUGGUACUGAGCUUGUUUGGUCCACCCUCAAGACGUGUAAUGGUUGAGGAACAAGGAGAAGUCGUAGCAUCUACUUCAGUCUUGAAUUAGAUGGUAUUCAAAUAUCAACAUACCCUGAUAACUUUGUUGUUUAUAGCUAUGUAACCUCAAAUAGAAACUACAGCUACUUUUAACAAUUAGUUGAUAUAUUUUUACUCUCA
This is a messenger RNA of Carica papaya (papaya), 661 nucleotides long. The record is from RefSeq and is a predicted model, not a curated record. NCBI's taxonomy places the organism in Eukaryota, Viridiplantae, Streptophyta, Magnoliopsida, Brassicales, Caricaceae.